AUUGUUUUACUUCCGUUUGGAUACUAUAAGGAAGUGACAAGUUCGCCAUCUUGUUUUUCUUUAUAUUGAUAGACUUACAUGCAGUAAGAUGAGUUCUUUAAAAUUACAAAAGAGGUUGGCAGCCUCUGUUAUGCGAUGUGGUAGAAAGAAGGUAUGGUUGGACCCAAACGAGGUCAAUGAAAUAGCAAACACUAAUUCCCGUCAGAACAUCCGAAAAUUAAUAAAGGAUGGGCUGAUUAUUAAAAAACCAGUUGCAGUACACAGUAGAGCUCGUGUUCGCAAGAACACAGAAGCCAGAAGAAAAGGUCGACAUUGCGGAUUUGGAAAACGAAAAGGAACAGCUAAUGCGCGAACUCCUCAGAAAGAUCUAUGGAUUCAAAGAAUGAGAGUUCUGCGACGUCUGCUAAAAAAAUAUCGGGAAACUAAGAAAAUCGACCGACAUUUAUAUCACUUGCUGUACAUGAAAGCAAAGGGUAAUGUUUUUAAGAAUAAGAGAGUAUUGAUGGAAUUUAUCCAUAAAAAGAAAGCUGAGAAAGCUAGAGCUGAAAUGUUAUCCGACCAAGCUGAAGCACGUCGUACAAAAGUACGUGAAGCUAGAAAACGAAGAGCAGAAAGAAUUGCUACAAAAAAGCAAGAAUUAAUGCAAUCCUAUCAGCGAGAAGAUGAAGCAGCAGCUGCGCAAAAAAAGUAGUUGUUAAGACCAACCAUUUCCUUGUAUAAAUAAAAUAUAUUGAAAAUGAUUAAUGUUUUUUUAAACUCA
Polistes canadensis is the source of this 760-nucleotide messenger RNA. It is a transcript of the gene RpL19, whose product is annotated as 60S ribosomal protein L19. Gene Ontology annotation, cellular component: cytosolic large ribosomal subunit; ribosome. The record is from RefSeq and is a predicted model, not a curated record. Bases 89 to 691 code for a protein of 200 amino acids. NCBI's taxonomy places the organism in Eukaryota, Metazoa, Arthropoda, Insecta, Hymenoptera, Vespidae. The transcript is spliced from 4 exons. Gene Ontology annotation, molecular function: structural constituent of ribosome; RNA binding. Gene Ontology annotation, biological process: translation.